AUGGCCCCCUUGGGAAUGGCGGCUGUUCGGAGGAUGUCCCAAGCCUUUGGUCUCCUGCAUAGCCCUGCAUAUCGUCUAUUUCUCGCGCUCUCUCCACUAACUCAUCCUGUCAGUCAGUCAAAGCUCUCGCCGACGCAGCUCGACGAGUUGCAACGAGCCACCCAUUUUGAUAAGAAGGAGUUACAGCAAUGGUAUAAAGGAUUCCUCAAGGACUGCCCAUCGGGCACCCUGACCAAGGAAGAAUUCCAGAAAAUCUAUCGGCAGUUCUUCCCCUUCGGCGACCCCUCAUCCUUCGCAAAUUACGUAUUCCGGGUAUUCGACUCGGACAACAGUGGCAUGAUUGAUUUCAAAGAGUUCAUCUGCGCUCUCUCAGUGACCUCACGGGGCAAGAUGGAGGAUAAACUGGACUGGGCGUUCCAGCUGUACGAUAUUGAUGGCGACGGAAAGAUCACAUACGACGAAAUGCUGGCCAUUGUCGAGGCGAUCUACAAGAUGGUGGGAUCCAUGGUGAAGUUGCCCGAGGACGAAGAUACCCCAGAGAAGCGGGUACGGAAGAUCUUCCGUAUGAUGGACAAAGAUGAGAACGGUAGUCUCGACAUUGAAGAAUUCAAAGAAGGCAGCAAACGGGACGAGACAAUCGUCAGUGCCUUGUCGCUUUACGAUGGAUUGGUUUAG
Molecule: messenger RNA, 675 nt
Organism: Penicillium salamii
Lineage: Eukaryota; Fungi; Ascomycota; Eurotiomycetes; Eurotiales; Aspergillaceae
Source: the annotation of a GenBank genome assembly